Messenger RNA from Jatropha curcas, 882 nucleotides. Lineage: Eukaryota; Viridiplantae; Streptophyta; Magnoliopsida; Malpighiales; Euphorbiaceae. The record is from RefSeq and is a predicted model, not a curated record.
AUGCGCGGUUUCCAGAGUGAGGUCGAUCUGGGCAAGGCCCGAGUUGGCGGAUCUUCUACUGAUGCCUCUGCCUUCUGGGAUUUAUUGGACCCCCCAAUGCGGUCGAGAGUUAUCUCUGCUGGAUUCGCUGACGUUGACACCAGCCGAUUUCACUGCGAGCUGACGUUGACACCAGCCGAUUUCACUGCGAUUACCAGGCUUGGAUUUGAUGGUGACACUAUUCCUUUAGACGACCGGUACCAAACGGCUGCUUUGGGAGCCGAGCUUGUAGCUACCCUGCUUGGUGUUACUACACGCACCAAGUACACCUCGCAGGGCUAUGUCUCCUAUGAGGUUAUGUAUAAAUUUUGGGCUGAGCGGAUCCGAGUGAGAUUAGCAGCUUGGAGGGAGCUACCUGUGGAUGUUAGGCCUGCGGCCCCAGCUUACACUAGAGAGGAGAGGGACCAGGCAGCGAGGUCCUUCAUCUUUUACAUUAUCUCUUCCCAGCUUCUCUGCACCUCCCAGAAUAAGGGAGAUCCUGCUGUUUUGGCUUGCCUGCGGGACUUGAGCCUUGUCAGUACCUUUGACUGGGCUUCCCUUGCGUUGGCUCAUCUCUACCAUGGUCUGGAUGUAUGGACCGAGGUAGUGGUGAGUCUAACUGGCAGUUCCUCCGCCCACUCGAGGUAUGGGCAUAUGAGUAUUAGAUCUAUCCUGGGGGUCCUGAGAGUGAUACUCCUGCUGAGACUCGACGGAUUCCCCGAUAUUUGGUUCACCGCUAUCAUACUAACACCAUUUUGGAGGAUUCGUACCACUGGCGGUGCUACCUUAAUGACAGGGUGUUGGCUGAUCUCUUGUUGACUCCAUGGGAGGGAGAUGCUUGGACAUGGGACAGCCUAUCCCUCC